AUGCAAUCAUCGAAGUUCACUCACAGAGACUCGAGGAAUUGGCCAUUGUCAAGCCAUGGGAUCGAUGACUUCUCCUACCACAAUACUUACGUCAACGCACUGCCAGCUGUUGACGCCGACAAUUCUGGGCGGAUCACAAGACAAAGCUUCUACGAUGAUGAGGAAUACAGCAAGCCUACCCGUGAGAAGAGCUUGAUCUUGCCUUCCAUCGCCGUAAUACUACCCCUUGUUCUCCUCUCAGGGGCGUUGCUCGGACUGGUAUUCGGAUACAAAGUCGAGCAGCAACACGACGACCUUUCGACUGAUCCACCCGAGCAAUAUGGCAAUGGCACGUCAGUGAUACUUGUGGACUUUUCAGCGACCCGACUAGUCUUCGCAGCAAGCUUCUUGUCCACCGUCGCGCCACUGCUGACAGGAUCUGUGAUGUCCUUAUGGAGUGUCAUUUCCAGCGCACACAUGAGCGAAGCUUCCAGUACCUCUCAGUUCGACAUGCUACCGACGCCAUAUCAAUUAUCGAUCCUGAUAGGCUUGUGUCUGGCCUCAAUGGAGCAACUUCGGGCAUACGUGUGGUAUGUCUGCUCGCCGAAGCGGGCUAUCAAGACGCCGCCCGUGCUCAACAAAGCCGGCAUGGUGAUGCUGGCUGCCCUAGGCAUAUCGACAGCUGUGUUCGUCUCCGACACUGUACUUCACUAUCUUACAGCCACAGUGAUCAUCGAUCAGAUCGACGUCUCAGGAGUGCCUCAGCACGAAAGUGGUCGAGGUCUGUCACAGCAAUGCUUGAGCCUGGAUAGACUCAAGGACAACGGCGGCUUCCCUUGCUCACUGCCGGCCGGUCAGAGGUUUAUUGACCCAAAUGCGACCGCAAGCUACAACGAAAUCAGUCGACUCGGAGCGAACGAUUCUUCCAUAAGUCAGAUACGCAUCGCCGCAGUUCCCGAUGUUCCAGCCAACGUUGCAAUCGUUCUGCCAAAUCCUGAGACGCUGGACACCAACGACGAUUUUCGCGCUUCGACCGUAGGCGUAGCCACUAGUUGCUCAUUGGUGCCUCCUUCUUCUUGCGACAUGCGAGUAGCAGGAGCAGGAGAUCUUUAUACGGCCUUCAAUUGUUCCGACAACUUUUUCGGCCUGCUUGGGAAGCUGCCGAAUAGCACUCUGACAGAAGAUGGGUCCAAACCAGAUGACCCCGAUCUGUCACCUCUUGCCUUCAAGUCGUCGCAGAAUCUACAAUAUGCCUUCUUCACCGACAGCAAUCUGAGCACAAUCUACAACGCAGAGGGCUGGAACGUUACCACCAAUAUUCCCAAUUUCUCUGGCGGACUUACCGAUGCACAACUGCUGAAUCCGAUUCAUGUUGGAUUCGCUGUCCAGGGAUAUCCGCCAAUGUUCGGCACAGGCUCCGAAGUACUUGCCUCUGGACUUGUCUACAACAACAGCGACAACAUAGUUGCCUUGGUCAUGUCAUGCUCGAUUACUACUUAUGAAGUCGAUUACGUCUGGCACAAAUCAAGCCUUGAAUCAGUGACAGCAAGCCAGUCGCCCAACGGCACGCUGUUGGAGGUCUUUCAUGGGCAUCAGGUCUAUUCGACAAUUGCCGGAGCAUUUGACCUGCAAAAUAAUCUUGUCAGCGCGGGCUUAGCUGGACCGAAACUCUCAGACUACCUGGGCAAGUGGCAAGAUCUAUACUCGGUCAAGGUGCUCAGUCACAUAGGUGGCCAUCUCACGCCUCGGACGAAUCUCCAGGAGCAGCAUCGAGAAUCAAGCUUGGUCGCUCAGGUUCCAGAGGGAGCUCUUGGAGCCUUGAUCGGGUUCUCCUUGCUCUACAGUGUACUGGGCGCAGUCCUCGUCAUCGCUGCAUGUCGAGCCCGGAAUUCCCAGGUCAGCUCGAUCGCGGUACAGCUGAGUCUUGCUGGCCUUACUCAGAUGGCCUUCGGCGACGGCAAGGAAAAAGAGCUUUCUGGCAGUGUGACUCCACAUGUUGUCAGGUCGAACUCCAGCGGGCCUGGAGAUUCCCUCGGCUCUGAUGCCACGCGUACGGAGUCAAGAAGGGUGCGUAUAGAUGGCAGUGACUUCACAGUAUGGGUAUGA
Molecule: messenger RNA, 2085 nt
Organism: Cyphellophora attinorum
Lineage: Eukaryota; Fungi; Ascomycota; Eurotiomycetes; Chaetothyriales; Cyphellophoraceae
Exons: 2
Coding region: 1-2085 (694 amino acids)
Source: RefSeq, a predicted model, not a curated record